Messenger RNA from Saccharomyces paradoxus, 1545 nucleotides. It is a transcript of the gene THR4, whose product is annotated as threonine synthase THR4. The coding region runs from base 1 to 1545 and encodes 514 amino acids. Gene Ontology annotation, biological process: L-threonine biosynthetic process. The transcript has a single exon. NCBI's taxonomy places the organism in Eukaryota, Fungi, Ascomycota, Saccharomycetes, Saccharomycetales, Saccharomycetaceae. Gene Ontology annotation, molecular function: pyridoxal phosphate binding; threonine synthase activity. The record is from RefSeq and is a predicted model, not a curated record.
AUGCCUAACGAUUCUCAAGUUUACAGAUCCACCAGAUCUAGCUCUCCAAAGACCAUCUCUUUUGAAGAUGCUAUCAUUCAAGGUUUAGCCACUGACGGUGGUCUUUUCAUCCCACCAACUAUUCCACAAGUCGACCAAGCCACUCUUUUCAACGACUGGUCAAAGCUCUCCUUCCAAGACUUGGCUUUUGCAAUCAUGAGACUAUACAUUGCCCAAGAAGAAAUUCCAGAUGCUGAUUUAAAGGAUUUGAUCAAGAGAUCUUACUCUACUUUCCGCUCUGAUAAGGUCACACCCCUAGUGCAAAAUGUCACCGGUGACAAGGAAAAUUUGCACAUUUUAGAAUUAUUCCACGGCCCCACCUACGCUUUCAAAGAUGUUGCUCUGCAAUUUGUCGGUAAUCUUUUUGAAUAUUUCUUGCAAAGAACCAAUGCCAAUUUACCCGAGGACAAGAAGAAGCAAAUCACUGUGGUCGGUGCUACCUCUGGUGACACUGGUUCUGCAGCUAUCUACGGUCUGAGAGGCAAAAAGGACGUCUCCGUUUUCAUCUUGUAUCCAACCGGUAGAAUUUCCCCAAUUCAAGAAGAACAAAUGACCACUGUUCCAGAUGAAAACGUUCAAACCUUGUCUGUCACCGGUACUUUCGACAACUGUCAAGAUAUCGUUAAGGCUAUCUUCGGUGACAAAGAAUUUAACUCUAAACACAACGUCGGUGCCGUUAACUCCAUCAACUGGGCAAGAAUUUUGGCCCAAAUGACCUACUACUUCUAUUCCUUUUUCCAAGCUACCAACGGUAAGGAUUCUAAGAAGGUCAAGUUCGUGGUGCCAAGCGGGAAUUUCGGUGAUAUAUUGGCAGGAUAUUUUGCCAAGAAAAUGGGUUUGCCUAUUGAAAAACUGGCCAUUGCUACCAAUGAAAACGAUAUUUUGGACAGAUUUUUGAAAUCUGGUUUAUACGAAAGAUCUGACAAAGUUGCUGCUACUUUAUCUCCAGCAAUGGAUAUCUUAAUCUCUUCCAAUUUCGAAAGACUUUUGUGGUACCUAGCUCGUGAAUACUUGGCCAAUGGCAAUGACUUAAAAGCAGGUGAAAUUGUUAACAACUGGUUCCAAGAAUUGAAGACCAAUGGUAAAUUCCAAGUUGACAAAUCCAUCAUUGAAGGUGCAUCAAAGGACUUCACAUCAGAAAGAGUCUCCAAUGAAGAAACCUCUGAAACAAUCAAGAAGAUCUACGAAGCAUCUGUAAAUCCAAAACACUACAUCUUAGAUCCUCACACAGCUGUCGGUGUUUGCGCCACAGAAAGAUUGAUCGCAAAAGAUAAUGACAAAUCUAUCCAAUACGUUUCUUUAUCUACCGCUCACCCAGCUAAAUUUGCUGAUGCUGUCAACAACGCAUUAUCUGGAUUUUCCAAUUAUUCCUUCGAAAAGGACGUUUUGCCUGAAGAGUUGAAGAAACUAUCUACAUUAAAGAAGAAAUUGAAAUUCAUCGAAAGAGCUGACGUUGAAUUGGUCAAGAACGCUAUUGAAGAAGAACUUGCUAAAAUGAAAUUAUAA